AAGUGUGUGCAUCGGCGAAGGGCACAGUUCGCUUUGGAUGUACACCUAGAUCACAAGCUACAUUUGGAUCUAAUCAUACUAGAAGAUGAUAUUCAUUUUGCUGCUUUGAACCUUUUUUUUCAGCCAAAGAAACGGAAUUGUGCCACAUUGGAGUUUUCAAGGGACGAUACAAGCCUCAAUCCUGAAUGUCCUCGUGUGGCAUGAGCGAGAUAUAAACAGCUGGGUGUGUGUGUAUGCAUGUGUCUUUAGAAACUGUUUAAUCGACCUGCAGUUGGUGUGUUUGUGGAGAGCAAAUGGCCAUAAUAAGGCGUCCUCCUCGCAGCGCGCACACAUUCCUGUGAUGUGGAUCUGUCACACUUUGCAGAGCUUUUUUUGUGCGGAUUUCCUACCUACGACUGGACACAGUUUGAGGAGUUAAAAAGUUGUUUUUAUUGUUUGUGUCUUGAACGUGUCUUUCCAUCAAUCAUCAUCAAUGAUGACUGAGAAUAACGAGAUGGAGAGCGACUCUCAGCUCCAGCGCUCUCCAAGCACCAUGUCCAUCCAGCCCAUGUCAUCCAAGCUCCAGAGACUAAAACGCUCGCUGUCCUUCAAGACCGUCAUGCGCAGCAAGAGCGUGGAGAACUUCUUCCAGAGGUCCUACAGCGACGCUCGCCUGCCCCCGGAUUUCAUCACCGAACCGCCGCCUCCUUCUCCCCCGCUGCUGCCCGGCUCUCCUCUCGUCAGCGAGCGCUCGCCGUCAGUUUCGCCGUCCCUCAGCCCCAACCCUUCCAUCUCCUCCCACUCCCCCUCUCUCAGCCUCUCCCCGUCGCUGCCCACCAAGCCGCCCCGACCUCAGAUCACCCACAGUUUCCAGGACCACAUCUUUCGCAAGCCCACCAACUGCCACCACUGCAAGCACCUGAUAGUGGGAAACUCCAAACAAGCUCUGCGGUGUAAAACAUGCAAGAUGGCUGCUCACCUGUGGUGCACCUCGGAACUGUCGCAGCAGCUCUGUCAUGGGAAGUCUGGGGCGUUCAAGCGAAACUUCAGCUCGCCGAUGCUCGUCAAUGACCAAUUGUCUGUCGUCAAGGAAGUCCAGCCGAGCCAAGAGGCGACGCAGAAGCGUGUAGACCCCGUGUAUGCCGCCUUGCGCUUUGGGACGUCCUUGGCACAGAUGAGCCGCUCCAGUUUUGGCAGUUUGUCAGAGUCGCCAACACGCAGCCUGGGGGAGGGAGGUGAGGAGAUGCAGCAGAGACAGUGCAGCAUGGAGGAAGAGAUAACUCAGGAGACAGGGGACAUCCCCGACCCCGACGACGAGGUCGAGAAGGAGGAAGACGAGAGCGGCAGCCAAGAUCAGGCUGCUGCAGAAGCUCAGCCUCUUGCAGAAGCUCUGCCUCCUGACGAAGCUGAGACUCCUGCAGAUGCUCAGACUCCUGGAGAGGAGAGCAGUUUGAUGGUGCCAAAGCGCAUUGAAGUUCACUCCAUCCACACCUAUGUAGCGCUCUACAAGUUUCUGCCUCAGGAACAGAAUGACCUGGAACUUCAUCCCGGCGAUCGCGUGCAGGUCACCGACGACUCUAACGAAGAGUGGUGGAAGGGCAAGAGUGGCGACAAAGUGGGCUUCUUCCCUGCCAACUUUGUGCAGCGGGUCCGGCCAGGAGAGAGAGUGUGGCGGGUCGUCCAGGGUUUCCCCGGUAACCGAGGGAGAGGACACAUGGCCGUGAGGGAAUCCCAGAUCUGUGUGGGGAAGCAGGAAGACGGCGAGAUGUUUCUGAAGCUGAGCAGCGGGAAGAAGAGAGGGCUGGUCCCAGCUGACUCCAUAGAGGAGAUCUGAGCCUCUGUGCUCACAUCGCCAUCCUUCCUCUUCUACUUCCCCCUGGGAGGCUUCCCUCUUCAGACCGUCACCUCCACCCCUCCUCCACCCCGCCCUCUGCCCUCUCCAUCCUUUCCUGACUGACUUAAACCAAACACAGAUAAACUGGACGAGAACCACACACUUCUCCAAAGAGCUGGAACCACCGCCCCCGAUGGUUUCCAGUUGAACUGAUCUAAUGUACAGUUAUGCAGUAGUCCUGCUUUCAGAAAGGAACUGUUUCUCAGCAGUCUAGUUUUAUCUUUUCCGAUACAAAAAUCAAUGUUUAGUUAGACAAAGUGCUUUAAAUAUGCUUGCCAGAUGCCGGUUCACGUCUAAAAAAAGACGUCUACCAACGUGGGAGGAGGCUGAGGCCUGUCAUGGGAACAUGAUGCCUCUUGUUAGCAUCCUUUUCUUGUUUCUGCCCACUCCGCGUGUCUCAUCCCUAUCUGCUCAUGUCAGGGUCUGUGGCCUCGGGACUGCAUUCAGCUUCAUGGUACUAACAUGAGGCAACUUGCCAAGGACAACUUCUGUCAGCCAGAGAGAGCUGCUGCCAUUCAGACAGAAGAGGAGAAUCAGAUGAAAGGAGUAGACACGAUCCGAAAAUCCUCAGCAGUGUCAGGCGGAGUUAUAACUGCACUCGCCAACUUGAGAGUGCAGAAAUGAGAAGAUUUUCAAAGAGAAAUUGGGAGGCUCUGAGGAUUCACAGGAAACUCAAACUGCAACUUUUCCCACUGACUUUUUCAGUAUAAUAUAACGAUGAAAAUGUGGUACAAAAAAUGAGUCAGCAUAUUUUAUUUUCUGGUAAGAGAGCAUAAAUCAGCUGGUGGACCCAAGGCUCCACAGAAAGGUCAACUCAACACAUUUUUGCAAAACACACCCUUUUAAACUAUUCUACAAGAUACUUCCAGGAAUUUCUUGAAAAUCUUCCCUUGCCUUUUCAUUUUGAUUAAUCCAUACAGGAAUAAGUGUUGGUGUAAAGUAUCUUGUUGGUAACUCAGAAACAGCAGUGAUUGUCUUGUGUUGUCUUAUUGUUUUAAGCUAAGAUGAUGCCGGAGAAAUCAAAAAGGAAGGGAGAUGAAACUUGCGAGUCUCUCUAGGAAAACAGAAAUGGUUGUCCUCCCUCGUUUGUCUGGUUAUCGAGAGCGUUGAGGAAGACCUUCCAAGUGUAACAGUGGCAGCUGCUGUUCCUAUGGUUUCACUCGACAGGCAUAAAAGGGUUGCUUUCUGCAGAGGACCCGCCGAAGAGCCGCAGUGGGUGUUGCAAAUGCUGCACAGCAUUAUUACACGACUUCACCAGAGCUGGAGCAGUGGGAAAUAAACCAGAAAAACAACACAACGGGGACUCUUUCUGACCGUGACGAGGAGUCUAAGUUUCACUGACAGCUUUGGAGGAGGACGCAGGAAAACCGAGGUAGGAGGAGGUGCAGCGAGAGGAAUGACAUCAGCGUUGAGACCGUUAUGAGUCAGUGUGUGCAUGCAGGUAGUGUUGUACCCAUGGGUGCACCAGUCAUCAUCGAUAAAAUGUCAGCCUGUCAUCUCCAUCUUCUGCUCCCCGUUUGGCCUCUCGCGUCCUCUCUUUUUUUGAUGCGGCUGUUCAGUUAUGACUUAAGUGAAGGCAUCUUUUUUUUCUUGUACUGUAUGGAGGUACACUUAUAAUGGUUUGAGCGUCCAUCGAUUCAUUCAACCGUUACUUACGAAACAAGUUUGAUGCAUUGAAAAGGACACCUUGUUCCAGAGAGACGCACGAACGUGAAGAAAAUAUUUGAAGCACAGAAUGCAGCAGUAGAAUGAUGAAAUGAUUGAACUCAUGUCUUCUUUCAGAGCACACAGAUCGAGCUAAUACGAUCCUUCUUUAGUCUACAUUUCAAUAUAUGUGAACGCCUUUAGAGACUGUGAGAAAUAAACUUCUCUUCUUCUUGUAAUAAUGAGAAUAGCACUUUAUUUUGUGUCAUAAGUUGUCCUUUUUGUUGAAGUAUCUCCUUCAUAGUGAUAGCUGUCGUAUUCAACAAUACUUUUCCUGCAACUUCAUGAGAACUGAGAACUACACGACAAUACGACCAUCGUGGAGAAAAAUGGCGUCAAAGCAGAACUGGAUUUAUGAUUUUUACCCAUGUAAACCCUUUGUUAUUGUGUCUAGUUUUAUGUAGCAUCUUGUGUUCACACCUUUGAGAAUUCAAAUUGUUAAGUAUGUGUUUGGAUGUAUCCUGAGUCCAGAGUCAUUGGUUGGCCACAUACCUCAAUAAAAGAUCUUUACAAAACAG
Sebastes umbrosus (honeycomb rockfish) is the source of this 4095-nucleotide messenger RNA. Its product is annotated as SH3 and cysteine-rich domain-containing protein 2-like. NCBI's taxonomy places the organism in Eukaryota, Metazoa, Chordata, Actinopteri, Perciformes, Sebastidae. The coding region runs from base 473 to 1813 and encodes 446 amino acids. Gene Ontology annotation, molecular function: protein binding. Gene Ontology annotation, biological process: positive regulation of voltage-gated calcium channel activity; positive regulation of protein localization to plasma membrane; skeletal muscle contraction. The record is from RefSeq and is a predicted model, not a curated record. The transcript has 11 exons. Gene Ontology annotation, cellular component: extrinsic component of cytoplasmic side of plasma membrane.